Cololabis saira (Pacific saury) is the source of this 8052-nucleotide messenger RNA. RefSeq lists its product as uncharacterized. Gene Ontology annotation, cellular component: Z disc. NCBI's taxonomy places the organism in Eukaryota, Metazoa, Chordata, Actinopteri, Beloniformes, Belonidae. Gene Ontology annotation, biological process: positive regulation of calcineurin-NFAT signaling cascade. The coding region runs from base 441 to 6608 and encodes 2055 amino acids. The transcript has 2 exons. The record is from RefSeq and is a predicted model, not a curated record.
CUGGGUCCUGUGUUGCUGCUCAGUUUGGCCACGCUGACUUGUGAGUCUAUUUUGGUAUCUUUUGAGCUUGCGCUCAGGCCACACCAGUGCAGUUGAACAUGGAUCCAAGGGCUUGACACACUUUGGUCAGUUUUCUUUGUUUCUUCAACUUCAGUAAGAUUAAAACUUAAAACAUCUGUAAAUAAUAAGCAUUAAAUGGAAUAUUUUCAGCAGGUGGUACGAUAGUGGACUCUUGGAUUCUACUCGAAGGAUUUGUGUUUGACAUCAGAGUCCAUAUGGGAGCUUUUGCACUCAACAUGAAGGACCCAUCACCGAGGUGAUUAGCAGAUUCAAACUCUUCCUCGACGUUGGACUGAGCUGAAGGAAAACUUAAGGAUCUUCAGCGGCUACAAAGUUGGGAAAGCUGGUGAUGACUAAAAGGAAAGUUCCUUGCUGACAUAAUGAGCUGCGUGGAAAAGCGACAUGUGAACCAUCGGAUGGGAAGCAUGCUCCACCAUCGCUUCCCCAAUGGCUUCAAUGACAUGUUCAUGGAUGAGACGGAUCGGGAGGUCAGCACCCUCACCGACAGAGCCUUCCGGAGUCUCUGUGUUGGAGACGACGCAGUCUACAAUGACGAAUUUCUUUACGGAUUUUCGCCUUUUAGCUGCCACAAACCUUUGGUUGGGGAAACCCCUAAAAAGACUCAUCAUAAGGAAUUUAAAAAGGAAAGGCAACACAAGCACACCAAAAGUGAUGGUAAGCCCUGGAAACAGCAGCAACAGAAGAACAUUUCAGAAAUGUCAUCGUUCCUCAAGGCACUCAGCGUCACAGAGGAAAGCUGUGAGCUGAUCAGAAAUGGAGGUGCAUCAGACUCUAACGGGGAAUCGUGGGAUAAGUCUGCACUUCGCAGCAUCCAGAGAGAGCUAUCUGAGUUCUCCUCAGAUUACAACACUGGUCUUACUGAAAGACACUACAAGAACCAUCUGCACCAUCAGUCUGGUGAUGCUUCAUCAAACAAAACACGUAAAGAUGUCGGCCUUCCUUCUGGGAAAUCAACAAAGAUUAAAAAUGGGAAAUCCAUGGUCAAACUAAAAAAACUCAACAUCAAAAACUUUUUCCUCCACAGUGAAUUCAGUCCUUUCCAGACAUGGACAGACUUAAAGGGCUAUCCUUUUGGUCAAGAGGAGGCAGUGACCACUAUUCUCAGCACAGAUAACACCCCUAGAUGGUACGACUUGUCGUUUUAUAAAGAGCUUGCUGAGGCACAUAGAAAAGAGACCCAACUUACAGAGGAGACACGGACAGGCCAGAAAGAAGCAGUCGAGCCAUCUUCCCCCACUGUUCACAAACCAGUCCCUCCCCCUCCUCCACCAAAGAUCAUGCCAAAGCCCUCAGUCACUCCAGCUGAAAAGAGGUGCUCCUCCAGUGGUGGGGAUGGAGCUGCUGCCCCCUGGAGGCGCAACAGCUCCAGGGCAAGAAGUGCUCUUUCAGUCAAUCAGCCUGGGAUACCACAUCAGGAGAGCAAUGCCAAAGCAGCGGAUGAAAGUCUUUUGUUGGUCAAAGAAGUUAAAUCUGUGGAAGUGAAAGCAGUUGAGGAGGCCAGCUCUGUGGCCUCCACCCCGUUCAGCAUCUGUCAGCUGAUGACUCCCCUCAUCCCCUCCAGACAACCGACAGAAACAUCAGAAAUUCUUCAAACGGUCCUGUCGCCCUCUGCCCUCGAGCUUCCAGGCAGGCCUCUCUCCGAGGCCACAUUGAUGCCUGAAGUUCAAGUGAAGCGGGAGAGCUACAAAUCACUUGCCUCUAGCAUCCUCUUCAACCUGAAAGACAACCGGAAGAGGGUGAAGAGCCGUUACAGCCCACCUAAAUUCAAAACAUUAGAGCUUCAUGAAGGUGAUGACCGGUCUUCUCAAUCAGAUCAUUUGAAACAAGCUGGUUCUGAGGGCAGUGGAUCUGGUUUGAGCACUCCUGUCAUCUCCAAAGAUGGGCUGCCAGUUUGCAGUCCUAUUUUGGAACCUGGAGAACCCUCAAAUGUUGAUCUUGCACAGCAGGAUAAUGACAGGCCUCUGUCAGAUGAUUAUUUGUUGUCAAAUCUGCUGCACGAUAAAAGAGAGGAGAACCCCCUUUCUCCAUUUAAACACUCAAAAAUGAACAAAAGCCCCAUGGUUAAAAAGCAAAAUUACCCCUCUCUGAAUUUGUAUAAAAAAUCCAUUACUGUUGACAGUGAUAUGAAAUAUCUUCAAGUCCCUCUGAGCACCAACACAGAUCCACCCGCAGAGACAAAAGAGAGAGAUUUUUCUCCAGGAGCACAGCCAAAGAAUACUUUAAAAGUCAUUAAGGAUAAUUCCUCCCUACUUUCACCCCACACUCUUGAGAAAGACAGGCUGUCAUCAAAUGGGAAAAUCCCCCCAAAUGUCUCAGAGAAAACUAAAUGGGUGGCCAAAGAUGCAGGAGACACUGGAGUCCUGCCGACUUCCAAGGAAAAAGAAACAGGUGGCCAAACCAUGAGUACAAUGGAGGUCAUCAGAGCAGCAAAGGAAGCAAUUAAUAUAGCCAAAAACAAAGCUCGAUCAGGAAGUCAUUCAGAUAGUAUCAGUAAGAGGACGUCUGACACUGAACAACUGAGGCCAAAAGAAAUGAAUGACAACGUUUCAAAAGACAUGUUUAGAGGCAGGAGAGAAAAUAUGUUCCCAGAAAGUGACAACAUUUUAUCCCAAAAUAGAAAUGAAGUCACUGGUGCAACACCGGUUGGCAAAAAUAGUAAUGUAGACAAAGAGCCUCCACCGGUUCCAAAGAAACGUUUAGCUAAAUCAGAUGUUCAACUGUCUCAAGACAAACUAUCGGUAGAUAAUGCUGACAAAUCCUCGAACAGCGAUUCGAUGUAUAUAAAAUCAGAUUUACCACAAAAAGAAAAGGAAUCGGUCCAAAACCAAAGCAAGCACAAACAUAUAUUCUCAGCCAGACAGAACAAUUAUAUUAAACAUCAGAGAUAUGCUGUGAAAGCUGAUGAGCAGGCAGAGGAGUAUGAAGAAGGAAACCUGAAUGUGAAUACAAGAAUGCAAACAGAUGAUGUGUCACAAAGAGAAAUGAGAGAUAGCGAACACAUAAUUCAUGAUUUGCAGGCUUUGAAAGAGCUAGAAAGGGCAAGACUUGGUGAUCACGUACAUGUUAAUGCAAAGAGCAAACUGGAGACUAUUAACAUAGAGGAGGAGGCAAAGGCGAAACACGAUAUGAUCUCUAGAGAGCUUCGGAAUAUAAAGAGAGGGAUGCUAUCAAUGAGGGGGAACACCUCAGCUAAGAGAGAAAUGUUUACAAAGAAAGAGAAGGAGCAGCAUAAGCAGGAAGCGUUGGCAAAGUUAGACCGUAAUGCGAUCGUGAACAAAGCGCGUGUAAAUGAAAACUAUGACAAAGCCAAAAUGGCUCUUGAAGAGAUCAUCACCGAACGCAAGAGGAGAAGGAAUGAAUCCACAGGAUUAAGGGAUGAAAAUCCAGCAUCAGAGGAGAACAUUAAUGACGAAUAUUCUGAAACAUGGCUACAGCAAGGUCACAAUGCUUCUAGGGGUGGCAUCAGAGAGGUCAUUGAAAAACAAAAUGGUAGCACCCCUGCACUCAAACACAGAGAACUAAAAGAGAGAUUAGGCGAUUUAAGAGAUCAUAAUCAACUGAGACAAAUCUUAUCACAAACUGAGCCUAGACCAGGUGACACACACAGAUCAGGGGGUAGGAUAGCACUUCCUGAUGUUGACAGGGCUACCAAUGAGCUAAACACACCCCUGAAGGCCGAGGCUAAACAUGUAAGAGGUCACUCAGAGGAUACUCAUGAUUCAGAUGUCAGUUUGAAAGGAAUAGCGAGGAAAGUGUCUGAAGAGAGUGGAGAAUUUUUAAUGGAUGGAUGUGAGGAUAAAACGCUAGAUGCUCCUCCUGUUCCUCCCAGGGGCAAAAAAGGGGUGAAUAAGAGAGUUGGAAGUAUAACUAAAGAGAAAGAUGCCAUUGAAAAAACUGUCUUAAACAAAAAUGGGAAGUUUGAAAGCUAUGAGGGGCAAUUAACUGAAAUAGGGACAGGCCCAGGAAUACAAGACAUAGGUAGUGAAGAAGCUGUGCACAGUCAAAGGGAAAACAGUCUCUCUACAUGUAAGCCGGUUUUAACUUCAAAAAUCCCAGCAUCUGAAAAUGCAUUAAUGUCAUCACCAGAUCUCAGAGCAAAGGAACCUCAGGGACAUGACUUGCAAUUUAGUAUGAGCCCCACAACUGAAACCAGCAGUGCUAAGGCACAGGAUACAUGGAGGGUCAAGCGAAAGGCCUCUUUAAAACCAGACCAUUUAAGCAUACCAGAUGACAAUGUAAGCAAGAGUCUCAAAGCAGAUGAAGAAACUGUCAAAAUUAGCAAUGAGGAUGCUAACGUGGAUACAGAGGCUGUUGGUGAAGAUUACAGAGACAUAGUGUCCCCCUUACUCCUGGUAAAUAGUGUCAAUGUCACUCAGAGUCCACCUGAUCAAGCUAGCUUGUCCUCAAAAUCCUCCUACUUCUCAGUGGAAAGUACACUCCACAGAAACACUGAGGCUGAGUCAAAUGUCUACCACUCUUUGGAGAACUUGUCAGGAGAGGUGGAGGAAGUUGAGGCGAGGCAGACUGUUUCACCGAAAGGUUCAAUCAGACCAGAAAUGGAAUAUAAUUGUUUAGUUGAUCAUGAAGAAGAGCUGGAGGAUAUAAAGCAUCCAAUAAAAUCUCCUCUGAAAGACCUAAAGGUGCAACACAAGGACAGCACAGACAGUGAAAAUAUAUUUAGGGAUAUAAAAGUAUCACAUAAAGAUAAGGAUGCAACAAUGUCACCAACCAAUACUCUCUCUCCGCCUUUGGGCAUCCCGGCCUUGUUUAAAGUAAAAGAUAACAGCUUCGCUAAUAAGCUUAAAAAGGUUAUGCCAGCUUGGUCACCAAGAGGGAGUCUGAUUGGUUCAGAGAGGGUAGGUGAAGAGGUAACUCAGGAUCAGGCAAAUUCAGAGCUCCCUAUAAUUAAAGAAGCUUCCGCUAGCGACAGCACCAUAACUGUGGCAGAAAACUUUAAACCUAAAGUUAUUAUAUCAAGUCAGUCACCACUCCCGAUGCCCUCGCCUUCGAAUAUUCAAAGUGAAAUCCCAAAGAAACCUCAAAUUGGAGGUUUCCUGACUGUCCCUCAGGAGGAAGACAGAUCUUCUAGGGCGUCUGCAUCAUCUGAAGGUGUGGAGAGCCUAGCAACAAGCCAAGUUGAAACAGUUGAGGCAGCAAUGACUGCUGGUGCUCUUGUAGAGAGUGAAAGGACAAAGGUUCCCAGUGAACGAUCGGGUUCCACCUGUAGCGGUAAUGACAGUCAAACUGGCCCGCUCAAGCCACCAGCCAUCUUGCCAAAAUCUGACAGGGCAAUUCAAAAAGCCAUUAAGCUUACCAGCAGAAGGAUAAAGAAGGAGGAGGCCCAGAAAUUGCCCCAGAGGUCCUCCCAAAGCAGCAGCAAAAACAAAGCAGAAAGACACAAGAGUGAUAAAUCAGAGCAGAGAAGCAGCAGCAGUGCUAGAUCUGGCAAGAGUAGUGACAAAAAACAUAGCGGAAAACCUCAAGAUCACCAUCAACACAGUGAACCUCAUGACAGUACUAACGUGAAUGCCAAAAUUGAGCCGCGACUGAGCUGUGAGGAAAGCCAAUACAACAGAGCGGAAAUUAGCCACAAGUCUCGGAGAAGAAGGAAUGAUUCAGUGGAAAACAACAGCCAGACCAGACAUGCACGACCCAGUAUGGCUUCAGAAAGACAGGGACGAAGUAGCGACAGACACACUCGACAGAAUCCCGAGCAAAGACAGUGCAGCAGUGACAGGGUCAUCAGUAACGUACCUGUGUACAAAGCUCAUGUUGGAGAAAGACCCACAUCAGACAGGCCAUUCAAUCGAUCACAAAGCAUUGAUAGGUACUUAGGAGGUAAUGGACAGCGCAGGCUCAGCGCAGAUGUGUCAGUCAAUGAGAAGCUCGAUCCUAGGACCGAGCGUAUUGAGAAAUCCAUCAUGGAUGAAUUUCAGCAAAGAGGCCGAGCUAGAGACAAGGGGAACCGAGACAACCCACUGAGACGAAGCCACAGUAUCGAUGUAUACAGCACUGAAGUACGUAACCCUCCCUCCCUGUCUCGCCAAUCAAGCCACUCUAGUCAAUUUUCUCGCCAGUCUAGCAUUGAGCACGCCAUUGUUACACAGUCCUUCCCCAUGACCCAACGAAAGCUCCUCCAGGAUCCAGACUCGGGGCGGUGCUUUUUUGUCGACCUGCCUGUACAAGUCAAGACGAAAACCUUCUUUGAUCCUGAGACAGGAACCUAUCUGCAGCUGCCAAUUCAGCCUCCAGAGGGCACCUUUUCUCAGGCAUCCACAAUGGAGGUUCUAACUCCUCCGCUAGUGGUUUACCAUGGCUUUGUCCCAGUUUCUCUGUCUCCGAUGACCCAGAAAACAGUCAUGCAAGCACAUCAUGUGGAACCGGAGGAGUUUGAGCAAAGGCACCUGGACAGAACAAGGCAGAUGCACUAUAAGGAGGGACAUACGUAUUUAGAGCCUGCUUACGGUCAACAUGACCAUGCGUUAGGGGACUUCAUGGGCACAGAGGAGCUGGACUGUCCCAGCUGAUGGGACAUUCCAUAAGUUCUUUUUGUAAUGUUUCUAUCAUGGAAUAUCUUUUUUUUUACUUACUCUCUUUCAUUUCAAAUUGAUUACCUAAAUCGUUCAUGUUACAUCCAUAAUGGUGAUUCUCCUCAACUAAUUGAGCUCCAAUGGAAUUUUUCAAAGCAAUUCUGAUGUUUCAGAUGACUGCAGCUGUGAUGCAAAUAUCUUUGACCUGUUCUUGACAGAAUAAGAAUAAUCCACCUAAAACACCACUAAAAUGAUCCCAGAAAUGCAAAGUACAUCCCCAGUGCAUGUUCACUUUUUACCAAGGUGUUUCUUAACAGAGGUUUUCAUCUCUUAAGGUUCAAGUGUUUUCACAGUUCACUUUUUGGGUUUGGUUUUGCUUUCCUUUAAACUUUGAUAAGAAAGAGGAGCUCUAUCAUUUAUUUAUCUAUGAGACCUCUGCUAAGUUUGUGAGAAGGAAUGAGAUUGGAUUGAGCAUAAAAUGGCAAAAGAUGAUGCAUUUUUAGAUGAACGAUAGUUGUUGAAUGGGACUGAAUGAAUGUGUGUAAGAAAAUGUGCAAUUUUUGAGAAAGGGGGAAAAAAACAUGGAUAGUCCAUGUACAUACUGUAUUUAAGUGAACACAGAGAGGGCAUGCUUGAAUGUAAAAUGUUGAUUUUUUUUGUUUGUUUUUUGUAAAUGCUGACCGUUUGUUAUAUAUAAUACAGUGGUAUUGGAUCUCCACUAUUUUUCAGGUACCUUAGCUUUUGUUUUCUUACCAUCAGUGUUUAUUGUCUUGAGAUUUCAAUUUUCAGUUGAACAGUUGAAACUAAUUUAUCAUCAAAUAAGUAUGGAAGAAUGCUGCAUUCACUAAAAAACAAACAUUUUGUGUUUUUCUGAAUUAAAAUGAUUAUUUUUUCAGUGUAAAUUUAGGUACACUUUUCUUACAGUUUUUAAACUGUUUUUCAAAAUGACCUUUUCGAGAUGAAUAAAAUAUGCCUCUGUUUUUCUGAAUUAACAAGAUCAUUUUUAAAGAUAAAACAACAUAUUUUCUGAAUCAAUUAGAUGCUUCAAGGUCUCACCUGCCAGACAUUGAAGGGAAAAACAAGUGAGCAUUUCUUAGAUUCAGGAUAAAAAGAACCUUGGUAAAUUUUUGAAUGCAUUACACUUCCAUAAUUAAGAAAAUUGACUAAUCAGGUCCACACAAUUAAAUUGUUGUUAAAUAAUUUUUACACUUCCUUAAAGAUCACUCUGACUUAAUGUGUCUCAGAAAUCAAAAAAAAGAAGAAGAAAAAACCUUUAAACUGUCAAAAAGCUUGAGCUGGUGUUAUUGCAACCACUUUUGUGUUCAUAUGCAGAGGACAUGACGGAGAGCUGGUGUUGCAAGUUUGCUGCAUUUGCAUUUUCCUCAGCUAGAAUCAGGCAGGGCUGUCUUGUGUCUGUGAUCCAUUCCAAUAAAAAAACUGU